GGGAUAACGGCAACACAGAUCAUCAAUCAACCAAUAAAAAAAACCCCUAUUUUCUUAUUCAAAUCACCCACAACACUGCAAAUUCAACAACUUUUUCAAAUCUUCUCGAUUGAUUCACACUAUGAGCAAUUCAAGACUCUAAAGAUCACCACUUUAACAACAAUCUCAAGAAACAGAGAUAUUCAGGUUCAUAGUUUCCUUUCCUCCUCUAUUGCCAUGGCCAACCCCCUUAGUUUGCAAACGUCCAACGGUGGUACAAGCAGUCAUAUGUUCCUUAGUGAACUCUGUGAAGGGAGCACCGGACCUAUCAUGAUAAUGGUUUGUAGAAAAUGGGACGUGACAAGUGUUAACGGCAGGUACAUGAGCACCGACUAUAUUGUCACUGACAUAAAGGGAGGUGUGAUGCAUUGCACCGCAAGGAAUAACAUUGCCCACUAUUUCUUUGACAAACUCAAAAAGGGCGGUGUAUAUUUGGUUAACGGUUUCGCCGUGCAACCUACAAAUAUGUAUCGGGUUCUUAAAGACAGCCCCUUUGUGAUUGGGUUGCAUGGUUCGACAACUGUGAAACGGGUUGAUGAUGACGGCGGUCGUUUUGAACGCUACCCUUUCCUGCUUACGGUGUUUAAUAUUAAUAGUAAAACGGUAAAACAGCAAAGUAAAAGUUCCUAA
Messenger RNA from Helianthus annuus (common sunflower), 669 nucleotides. RefSeq lists its product as uncharacterized. The transcript is spliced from 4 exons. NCBI's taxonomy places the organism in Eukaryota, Viridiplantae, Streptophyta, Magnoliopsida, Asterales, Asteraceae. Bases 217 to 669 code for a protein of 150 amino acids. The record is from RefSeq and is a predicted model, not a curated record.